Molecule: messenger RNA, 6805 nt
Organism: Polypterus senegalus (gray bichir)
Lineage: Eukaryota; Metazoa; Chordata; Cladistia; Polypteriformes; Polypteridae
Product: phenolphthiocerol/phthiocerol polyketide synthase subunit C-like
Biological process (GO): fatty acid biosynthetic process
Molecular function (GO): fatty acid synthase activity; 3-oxoacyl-[acyl-carrier-protein] synthase activity
Source: RefSeq, a predicted model, not a curated record
AGUGGAGAAAUUGCUGUUGUUGGAGUUGGAUGCAAUUUUCCUGGAGGUGAAGGAAUAGAUUCCUUCUGGAAAAUUCUCUUGGAAGGCAAAAACUGCACAGUGGAAAUACCUGAAGAGCGUUUUGACUUGAAAUUGUGGUACGAUCCUGAUGAUAACGUGCCUGGGAAGUCUCGCACCUGCAGGGCAUCUCUUAUUGACGGAUUUAAUGAAUUUGACAGCAAGUUAUUUGGCAUUACUGAAGCAGAAGUGGAAAGAAUGGAUCCACAGCAGAAACUGUUGCUGGAAUGUACCUACCGAGCCCUAGAGGAUGCUGGAAUACCAAUGGAAAAAGCUAGCGGGACCAGUACAGGCGUGUUCAUUGGCCUCAUGAACCGGGAUUAUGAGAUGAUUUUGAACAAUGUUGCCAGUACCAUCAAUCAUUACAAUGGCACUGGGACAGCCAUGAGCAUAGCAGCCAACCGCAUCUCCUACUGUUUCAACUUCACUGGGCCCUCUUUUUCAAUUGACAGCGCGUGCUCUUCGUCCCUGGUGGCCCUGCACUAUGCCUGUCAUUCUAUAAAGCAAGGUGACUGUGAAAUGGCAAUCUGUGGAGGAGUGAGUUGUAUCCUUGAGCCAAGGAUAUUCGUCUCCCUCAGCAAAGCAAAAAUGAUAUCUCCAGAAGGGGUCAGCAAGCCUUUCUCCAUCAAGGCUGAUGGUUAUGGGAGAGGAGAAGGCUGUGGUAUUGUCCUACUCAAGCCUUUGGAAAAGGCACUGAAAGAUCUUGACCAUAUCAGAGGCAUCAUAACAUACAGUGCUGUAAAUCAAGACGGAAGAACAGUGACGCCCAUUACCAGGCCAUCAGUGAUGCAGCAGGAGCAGCUUCUACACAGCAUUUAUUCCAAACAUGUUGACCCUUCACACAUACAAUAUAUAGAGGCUCAUGGGACUGGAACAUCAGCAGGUGAUCCUACUGAGGCCAGCAGCAUCUCUAAUGUAGUUGCUAAAUGUCGUUCAGCUGGAUCUCCGAGCCUUGUCAUCGGCUCUGUAAAAGGUAACAUUGGACACACUGAAUCUGCAGCAGGAGUUGCAGGGCUCAUCAAAAUCCUCUUGAUGAUGCAACAUGAAACCCUUGUUCCUUCCCUCCAUUAUUCUAAAGAAAAUGCCAGCAUUGAUGCAGAAGCUCUCAACCUUAAAAUUCCAACGAAAGCAGAGAAAUGGGAAAGCAGAGGACCACUGGGUAGGGCCGCAGGAGUGAAUAACUUUGGAUUCGGUGGGACUAAUGCACACGUUGUGGUGCGGCAAUACAAAGAGACCCGGGUUCUGAAUCACCGAGUUGAAAAGGGGUUGAAGCUGUUCGUACUCUCCGCAGCCUCAGAGAAAGCCAUUAAUAUGACAAUGGCUGACACCAUUAGGAUAAUUGACAGCAGUGCCUCAUUAGAGCUUCACGACUUGGCCUAUACGUCUGCAUGUAGGAGAAGUCACGCCAAACACAGGUACCGAAAAGCCUUUGUCACACCGACUCUUGAGAAUUUAACUAAGCAGAUCCAAACAGCAGCUAAUACGAAAGUACCAGCUGCCAAAUCUGAUCAACAGUUAGUGUUUGUGUUCUGUGGAAAUGGAGUCACCUACAAGGGGAUGUGCAAACAACUGGUAAAAGAAGAAAGCAUAUUUAGAGAGAAAAUUAUUGAAACUGAAAACAUUUUUAAUAAAUAUGCUUCAUUUCGUCUUCUUGACCGGCUGGAAAAUGAAAAGGACUAUGAUGAUUUUACGAAGCCAGAAAUCAUCCAGCCUUUGCUGUUUGCCAUCCAGGUGGCCUUAUCGAGCCUUCUGAGUCAGUGGGGUAUAAAGCCGAAUGCUGUUCUAGGACACUCCGUAGGUGAGGUUGCAGCCGCACAUUGCUCAGGUCUGCUCUCCCUGCAGGACGCGGUGAAGGUCAUUUACUAUCGAAGCAUCUUGCAGGCCAAAGUCACCGGAGGGAAGAUGCUUGUUGUCAGCAAUAUUGCUAUUUCUGAUCUUUUAGGCUUUAUUAAUGCUUCUUCGAGAAAAGUCAGCAUUGCUGCCUUCAACAGCCCCCAGUCAUGUACCUUAUCAGGUGAUGCAGAAUCCAUAGAUGACAUUCACCGGGAGCUGUCAUUGGCGUUCAGUUCAAAGAACAUUUUCUUAUAUAUCCUUGAUGUGCCGGCUGCAUACCACAGUCCUAUGAUGGAUCCUAUUUUGAAGACAGUUGAGGAGGAAAUAGGGCUUCUAAAAACUGGGCCCAUGACCACAGACCUGAUUUCUACAGUAACAGGACAGUUCAUUUCCACUGGGGAUUUUACCACUGGUCAAUACUGGGCCAAAAACGUUCGAGAACCUGUGUAUUUUGAGCAGGCAGUAAAGUCAGUGGUUGCUGGAAAAAAAGAUGUUGUAUUUGUAGAAAUCGGUCCCAGAAGGGCACUUCAAAGGAGUAUCAUGGAGAUCUUAGGAUCUGAUGCUUUAAUAUUUCCUACUGUGCAACCAAGUAAGGACUACGAGACUCUGCUUACAGUUGUGACCAAACUUUUUGAAUUGGGUUUUGACAUCAGCUGGGAACAGUUUUAUCAAGGGAGCGAGACACUGCCAAGCCCUUACCCAAGAUACCAGUUUGAUCAUGUCAAGAAAGAGGUCUCUUCUAAUUCUGAGGGGCAAAUAAACCAAAAUAUGUUCGACACUUUCCAUCCGCUCCUUCAUGGAGCAAAUAAUGACCAGACAAUAAUCACAUGCAAGAAGUUAACAGAUGUGGUACCAUACAUAUAUGAACAUAAAAACAAUGGUGUCGCUAUAGUUCCAGGAGCCUUCUAUGCAGAGAUAGCUUUGGCAUCUGCCAUGGCUAAUCAAGAGACAAAACGACCUGUAAGUUUCCUUCAGUUGGAAAUAAAAUUUCAUAAACCCUUAACCGUGAAUCAAAACUCUGCCCCCCUACAGGUGCAGUUCGAAUCACAAGAAGAAGCAACAGCUUUUAAGAUAUACUCUUCUGAAAUCACGUAUGCAUUAGGCAGAAUACAAACAAAUUCUGAAAAUGUGAAUGACGAAAGACAAAUCGCAGUGGACAGUGUUCGCACCCGGUGUGAAAUAAUCGUGACAUCUGAGACGAUUUAUGAGAAGUUAAGUAACCUGGGUUUCCAAUACAGAGGAGUAUUCAGGCAACUUGGUAAUAUCUAUAAAAAAGAAGAGUUCAAAGAGGCUAUUUCAAAAAUUAAAGUACCAGAGAAAAUUCAGAAAGAGAUGCACAAAUAUUUCUUUCACCCGGUAAUUUUAGAUUACUUUUUACAAAUGUCAUCCUUUUUUGUGGUAAGUGACUCCAAAUCCAGGCCUGGAUUUCCUUCAGGAAUAGGUAGCCUGAUUAUAUCUGCACCAUUGCAGAGUGAGAUGUUCAUGUACAUGAAAGUCACUAAAAGUGACGAAUUUUGUACAGAGGUGUGUGGAUGUUUUACUGAUUCCAACGGCUUCGUCUUAGCUGAACUUAAACACGUUCAGAUUAUGUUUCUCGGCUCUGGUCUUUCUAUUACCCGUAAAUUUACCUUUCAAAAUGAAUGGGUAGAUUCUCCUGAGGAACCUGUCUCAGAAAGUCAUCCGAAGAGUUUAGUGUUCGCUGAUCAGCUGGGGGUGGCCCAGUUGGUGAAGCAUCAUCUUCAUCCAGACUCCGUGUACAUUUCUAAUAAAGAUACAGAAUUAGCAAUGAUGAAUAUUGGCCAAUAUUUUGUCAACUCCGAAUUCACGGAAAUUUUAUUUUUCUGGGGAAUCAAAAUUUUUGAUGAGUUGUACCCUGAAAAUGUGCUACAGCAUUUAACAAACUGUUGUGAAGCUUUCCAGCAGAUUAUUAUUAUGCUGAUAGAAACAAAAUACAGCUGCACAAUUAAAACGAUCACCUACAGAGCCUCUGAAAAUACAGUCGAUCAGAUGAGCACAGGAUUUGCUCUGUGGGGAAUGUCCCGGGCAUGUGCUGCUGAAAUUUUUCAUCUUUCCUUUCAGGUGAUUGAUAUUGGAUCUGUAAAUAAUGAAGAUAUUGUUUUGCUGGGAAAAGUAAUUACUUCAUAUGAGAGCCAAAAAUAUCCAGAAGUUAUGAUCAGAAAAGGCCGGAUUUACCAUUCAAGCAUCAAACGGGCAGUUGAAAAAGAGGUUUGGAGUCAUUCGAACCAUCAGACAACUUUAGAUGUACGUAGCUUUGCCCUUAAUACGACAAAUCCAUACGGACUUGAGCGUCUGCAAGCCACUGUACUUAUUGGUAGCAAUAAUAAAACUCUCUCUAAUGACAGCGUGGAGAUUCAGAUAAGCAAGAUAUGUCUCCAUUCCUCUGAUUACUUCCCUGUGAGUCUCAAUGCUUUACGCUUUGGUGAGACAAUGUACUGGACCAAAUACUGCAACGAAAACCACCAACUCUUGUGUCUUGACUUCAGUGGCAUUGUAACAACUGUGGGAAGUAACGUCACAUCCCUGAAGCCUGGAGAUCAUAUCAUAUCAUGCUUUCCAGUGGGUGCAGCUUCUAGGGUUCUCCUUCCUGAAUCGAUUUGUUACAAAAGUCAGAAGAUUCCAUUCCUGAAAGAUAUUCCUUGUGUUUCCUACUUCAUAUUAGCCUGGGAAAUUCUAGUAAAUGUCUUACCCACAGUCAGACCUCCGAGGCAAGUGGGGAUAAUUUCCUCCUUUCCUCAGUCCACUCUAUGCAAAAUCAUUACACACGGGGCAAAUAAAUGUGGUAUGCACACUGAAAUUAUUACAAAAAGAAAUACUGAACAGUUCAUUAAUAGUGAAGCUUUAAUUUUUUUAAACCCUACUGAAUUUUCAUCUGUUAGAAACAUUUUAAGUGUCACGACUGCCAGCCAUAUUGUUAUCGUAUGUAACAGCGACUGGACCCUUAAUCUUCUGAAAAUGCCUAAGAGUGACAACGAACACGUUCACAUUCACGUUGUUCAGCUGAUGACAGUUUUUCAGAAAACUUACCUUACUAAACACAGCAAAUCCAUUUUCAAGUGGGUGAAGUCCUUGAAGUUGGAGAAGUCCUUGUUAGACAUCCCUACCAAAGUUCUUCAACCUGAUGGACACAAUGCGAAUGAGGUGACACAGAAUCAAAGAUUAGAUUCUUAUUUUAUGGCCAAGACAAUACAACUGGUUGUUCUUCAGGAUGACUUCAAAAGAAUUUCCAAAAUUCCUCUAUUUACCCCUUAUAAGCAACUUUUUCGACGUGAUGGUGUAUACUUAGUAACUGGAGGACUUUCAGGUUUGGGGUUCGAGACUGUAAAGUUCAUUGCCCAGCAUGGAGGUGGAUAUAUUGUCAUUCUCUCUAGAAGUGCUCCGACACCAGAGAGACAAGCAGAUAUUGCAGACCUACAGAACCAGUUCGGAGCAACCAUUUCUAAUAUUUGCUGUGAUGUGGCCAUUCCAAAGGAUGUGAAGCAGGCAGUGAGUACCAUUAAACACACCUAUCCCAGUGCUACAAUACGAGGGAUAUUUCACAGUGCAGUGGUCCUACAUGAUGGACUGAUUCACACUUUGAGCAAAUCUGACUUUGAGAAAGUGAUGAGACCCAAAGUUGCUGGGGUGUUAAAUCUUCAUAACACAACCAGACGAUGCCAGUUGGACUACUUUGUGUGUUAUUCUUCCAUCGCUUCCUUUUUAGGGAACUCUGCUCAAGCAAAUUACGCAGCGGCAAACUCAUUUUUGGAUAUGUUUUGUCAUUACCGAAGGCGGAUUGGGUUACCUGGACAGUCAAUUAACUGGGGAGCUUUAAAUAUUGGUCUGCUGUUGAACAAAGACAAAAUUCAACAAUUCCUUGAGCAGAAGGGUUUGAUGAUCCUGGAUGUACCCGAAAUUCAUGAAUGUCUGGAAUACUGCUUGAUGCAGAGCAACCCACAGAUAGUCGCGUCCAAAUUCCAUUUCCAAAAUUUGAGCAAGCACUCCCUGUCCUCCAAUGUUUACCUCAAACAGCGUUUCUACUCAGUCAUGGCAGAGGAAAUCAAACACUUAGCUGACACAUCCGAGAUUUCCCAGGGCAAUUCCAUUUCUAAUCUUGAAAAUUAUGUAAUAACAGUGCUCUGUGACAUCUGUGGUAUGGAUGCUGAGGAAGUGACAAACGAUACCUCCCUUUUAGCAUUUGGGAUUGACUCCAUGCUAGCAAUGACUGUGCAAAAUCGCAUGUUUCAAGACAGAAAUGUUAAUGUACCUCUGGUGAAGCUCAUGGACCCAAACACGACAGUGUCCAUGUUGGUGUCACUAUUGCAAGAAAACCCACAAACAGAAGGACAUUCUGAAGGAGAAGACAUUAAUAACAAUGACGAGACAGAUUAAAGCAUAAUCUAGAAAUAGAAUAUAAAAGCCUGGUCCUGUUCAUGUUUGGUGGUCAUAAGUUUAUAAAAUGUAUUCAAUAAUAUCAGAUUUUUAUUAUAAUUAAAAACUUGUGUCUUAUAAGUUAUGUAUGAACUGUUAGAAGUGUAGCAAGCUUUUGUACUCCCACUUUGAGGCUCUUGUACUUUGCUGCUCCCAUUAUCAGAGAUGUAUUUUAAUUUUUUGAAUUCGUUCCUUGGCCUUGAAGUCACUGAAGGAACCAAGGAACACAAUGGCUUAAUUUAGUUGUUUAAGAUGCAUUCAUAAUAAUAUUUAAAAGUAAAUACAUUUUAUUGAGACACUGUCAAUUUGUUCAUGAUAUGGGCACAGCCAUUGUGUACAUGUGUUAUGAACUGGAGAGUUCCAAAGUACAGUAAGCCCAAAAUUAGCUUAAAAUGCCCACUAGAGUGGGAAACCCUCAUACCCUGGAUGGUUACAAAAGAGUGCGAUAAAAAAAUCUUUGUAAAUAAAGAGAUUUAUUUAAUAAAAA